UGUUCUUAUUGGAUUGCUACUGUUAAGGUUUCACUUGUGAGCAAAGACUCUUCUAUGUUGGAUGGGCUAGAAAAUGCCAGCAUUGAAAUGGAAGGAGCUAAGGCUAGGUUGAAUGAGAUUAUAACUGCUGGAGCAAAAUCAUCCCAUGGCAGUGGAACUGCAGAGUUUCCCUGGAUGGUUGAUGGUGCUGGACUGCCUUCCAAUGCAAGUCAACUUCUACAAAAUUUGGUCCAAUUGACUAAAAAAGUUACUGCACAAGUAAAACUACUCGCAAUAGAUGAGGACGAGGAGCUUGCAGAGACAAGCUCAUUUGCGGAUGCAGUGCUUCCAUAUGACCAAGCAAAGGCCCUAGGGAAGGUUAACAUUGAUGUUGGUCGAAUUGCUGCAGGCUUGCCUUGUGGUAGUGAGGGUUUUCUUUUGAUGUUUGCUCGCUGGAAAAAGCUUGAGAGAGAGUUGUAUAAUGAACGCAAGGAACGGUUCGACAUUAAACAAAUCCCAGACGUUUAUGACUCCAGCAAAUAUGACCUCUUGCAUAAUGCACAUCUCAAUCUAGAAGGGUUGGAUGAGCUCUUCAAAGUUGCUCAGUUACUUGCUGAUGGUGUCAUCCCAAAUGAGUACGGGAUAAAUCCAAAGCAGAAACUCAAAAUCGGCUCAAAGAUUGCCCGCCGUUUGUUGGGUAAGAUUCUAAUUGAUUUAAGGAACACACGAGAAGAAGCAAUUAGUGUUGCUGAACUCAAAAGCAAUCAAGACCAGAAUCCAGCAUUUCCAAAGACCAAAAAGGAAGAUUUUGACUCUUUGGCGAAGUACCAGAAGCAUGAAGACACAAAAAGAUCCACUAGUGAAAAGUCCCUGGACCAAGACGAUGAAGAGACAAAAUAUCGUUUGGACCCGAAGUAUGCAAAUGUCAGGACACCUGAUCGACAUGUUCGAACGCGCCUUUAUUUUACAUCUGAGUCACAUAUACAUUCGCUGAUGAAUGUACUUCGCUACUGUAACUUGGAUGAAUCUUUACAAGGAGAAGAAAGCCUUGUAUCCGGCAGUGCUUUGGAACGGGUGUUUAAAACAAGGGAGCUCGACUACAUGAGUUAUGUUGUUUUGAGGAUGUUCGAGAAUAUAGAGAUACCUCUAGAAGAUCCAAAGAGAUACCGCAUAGAAAUGACAUUCAGCCGGGGUGCAGAUUUGAGCCCACUUGAGAAUAAUGAUGGCGAGGCUGCGUCACUACACCAAGAGCACACAUUACCAAUCAUGGGACCAGAAAGGUUGCAAGAAGUGGGAUCAUAUCUUACAUUAGAGACUAUGGAAACGAUGAUUAGGCCAUUUGCCAUGCCUGCUGAAGAUUUUCCACCCCCAUCAACUCCACAAGGCUUUUCUGGUUACUUCUCUAAGAGUGCAGUAUUGGAACGUCUUGUGAAUCUCUGGCCUUUCCAUAAGCAUGCUAAUGCUAAUGGAAAGUAACUCUUGUCCUACUUCGUCUCUCUUUUUCUUCUACUGCCUUCAACUGUCUAUACAUUAUCCUGCUAGCUUUUAGUGUAAUAGAAACUCUGGUCAUCUUUUUGUCGGUCAAUUACAUAUUUACAUGUACAUAACUAUCUCCUUGGUUCCUGUUAUUUUUUUUCCUUCAUAUAUUUGAUGGGGAAGUUUUUGUGCACUA
This is a messenger RNA of Papaver somniferum (opium poppy), 1651 nucleotides long. RefSeq names its product inositol hexakisphosphate and diphosphoinositol-pentakisphosphate kinase VIP2-like. NCBI's taxonomy places the organism in Eukaryota, Viridiplantae, Streptophyta, Magnoliopsida, Ranunculales, Papaveraceae. The transcript is spliced from 11 exons. The annotation marks the transcript as partial. Gene Ontology annotation, molecular function: diphosphoinositol pentakisphosphate kinase activity; inositol hexakisphosphate kinase activity; 5-diphosphoinositol pentakisphosphate 1-kinase activity. The record is from RefSeq and is a predicted model, not a curated record. Gene Ontology annotation, biological process: inositol metabolic process; inositol phosphate biosynthetic process.